GCGGGCGGCACACGGAUAUCGACCCAUUCAUCCACUCGGUCAGUCCUGCAGAACGGCAGCGGUAUUGGUGGAGGAAAAUCAGCUGAUGUCGGCGAGCAGGUGCCCCCAGGAAAGCACAAUACAAAAUCAAAGGUCCGCCGCUCUCACUGAAACUCAGUCGCGCAAACGCUGCGGUCUCCGCACUCGCAUCCUCCGCUGCUACGCAAGGAAGCAGGAGCAGCCCCAACAAAAUGAUCUCGGGCAUCGUGUACACGCUCAAGGGCGAGUUCAAGGCGCAGUCGAGGCAUCUCUCGCACGACAAGCCCGACCGCUUCAGCAAAAGUCAGUGGCACAGAUCCGAUUCAAAGACAUGCACCUCGCUCUACCUUUUCUACAAAUGGCUUAUUGCCGCGUACCUAUUCGUGGGCAUGGUGGUGACCCUAGUGGAUGUGCGCAUUCUGGGCAUGUUCCAAUGGCCGGAAAACGCCAUAUACCGGCUCAAGUGGGCGAUAUAUGUCACAAAUUGGUCCUCUGUCAUCCUGCUGGCACAAGCAGUCAUGUCAGCCAUCCUCGUCACCAAACAUCACUUGACCUCUGGUCAAUCAGACCAGAAAAUGACGAAACUGCACAAGAGUUACUGGUUGCUGAACAAUUUGGGGAACGUCUUGGGCCCCGCCGUCACCAUCCUCUACUGGACGACGGUCUAUGACCCUGCGAAAAAUAGUUUGGACUUCGCGAACGUGCACAACCACUUAGUGAACUCGGUGGUGGUGGUUGUCGACCUGGUGUUGGCGGGCCACCCCGUGCGCCUGCUGCACCUUUACCAGCCGGUGCUGCUCGCGCUGGGCUACUCGAUCUUCACGGCAGUCUACUUCCUUCUCGGGGGCACGAGCCGCGACAGCCAAGUCAACAUCUACCCGCUGCUCAACUGGCAGAGGCCCGGCCUGGCCGUGGCCGCCGUCGUGGCCGCCUGCCUGCUGCUCGUCGUGCUGCACACGCUCGUCUGGCUGUUUUACCUGCUGCGCCGCAAGGUCGCCGUCUCGCUCGUCCCGUCGGCGCACCGCGGUGCCGAGUACGCGGUGCAGCCAAACCUCGAGGCGCCCACCACGAUGCGCGAGAACAUCCAGCUCUGCUAAGCCGCCCCACACUGUGCUGCUCCAUUUAGUUAGGAAAUGAAUCGAAGAAAGAAUUUGCGAUUUUGUGAGACACUGUUCGAUUGCAUUUCAACUUAGACCUUCUCUGCAUUGUGUUCAUGAUUCAUGAGUUUGUUGGGUGCUAAAAUCGCAAAGAGGUUUAUAAAUAUUUUGGAAGUAAUUUUGAGCUGCGAGCUGAGGAAUAAAGUUGAUCUUGUUCCUAUUCAAAAGCAUCCACCAAAGCUAUAAUAAUAUUAUAUGUGAUUAUUCUCAGAAGAAAAGAGUUUCAUGUGAUAAAAAAAUCAAGCCCUGUUAUGAAGGGCUUUAAAAUCUCAAAUGUUGUCCUUUUUUCUCAAAUGAGCAUGAUAAUCUCUCAGUUUAUAUGUCGGUGUAAUUUAUUGAUUUAAUGGAGAGUAGACUGAGCAUCCAUUUUAGAUCUACCACUAGUCCAGAUGACCCACGGAGAGAGUGACUAACAACAAUUAGGAACUGAAGCAUUUAAAAUACAGCUCUCUAUUUCUCAUCUGUUUCCAUGUUUGCUACAGGAUACAUUUUGACAUGUCAUGACGAUGAAAUUGUUCUGUAAAUAUGUAUAAAUGUGCAUGUGCAAGGGGUAAAAAAGCAAUAAAAAAUAAUAUUGUGUCUGGAAA
Molecule: messenger RNA, 1762 nt
Organism: Cloeon dipterum
Lineage: Eukaryota; Metazoa; Arthropoda; Insecta; Ephemeroptera; Baetidae
Product: protein rolling stone-like
Exons: 5
Coding region: 231-1115 (294 amino acids)
Cellular component (GO): membrane
Source: RefSeq, a predicted model, not a curated record